This is a messenger RNA of Laccaria bicolor S238N-H82, 3372 nucleotides long. RefSeq lists its product as uncharacterized. The transcript has 13 exons. The coding region runs from base 1 to 3372 and encodes 1123 amino acids. NCBI's taxonomy places the organism in Eukaryota, Fungi, Basidiomycota, Agaricomycetes, Agaricales, Hydnangiaceae. The record is from RefSeq and is a predicted model, not a curated record.
AUGAUUAUCCUUGAAGAUGACCCACGAAUCCGUUUUGUUCCCAAAUACAACAGGCGCAAGGUCCUAGGGUGCGGGCCAAGUUUGGGCUGGGGAAAAAUGACAGAUUGGACUGAAGCAUUGAAGAGUUUUCGAGAGGAAAUGUUAACCCUAGGUGGAGAAGGCAACCCUGGUCAUUCGGCGGCGAACGUUGACCUCAGCUUGCUGCAAUCGAUCUCUUCUAAAUUGAAACACGGAAAAGCACUGAUCUCGAUCACAAACAUCGAGGCAGCUGGGUUAUUGUUGAGGGCCAUUUGGAAGGGAUAUUGGUCGGAUGCCGGUAAUAAGGAAAAUGUAAUUGACUUCCUGACAAAGGCAGAUCACAAACCGUUAGAGAGUUUGGGGGCUCUGGACAUUGACGUAAUUCGGCAACCUAUCAAGGAUUUCCAUCGUUUAAAUCUACCAAUUCACGUGGCUGGUUUCCUGUCCCCCUUGGGACUUAUCACUGGAGUGCCGUUGUGCAGUCGCGACUACGACCGAUACUCAAUCUUCUUAAUGUGGAGAGCCUUAGGAAAUAUGCAACCAGAUCUCUUACGUUGCAUCGAAAAACAUCUUUGGCGUGCUAUUUUCUUGGUAGCGCAGGGAAAAGAAACAGGACAUUCCGCUAUGGUAACCUUUCUUGCGCAGGUUCCAUGGGAGAAGCUGGGCGGUGUUACAAAAAGUGAACGUCAAUGGUUCCACGCGGCGGAGAGAAAGGAAAUGAGAUACCUAGAGGCAUUGGACGAUAUCGAUAUCCAAGAGCUUCCUCCAUCUUGGCCACUGAGGAUAACGGAGGAUGGCCGUCCCAAUAGCGAUCAGCAUCACAGUCCCGAACCAGAAUGUUGUGGCGCUGGUGAUCGGAUGGUUGAAGAUGGUGAGGUGGACGACAGCCGCGGCGACCAAGCACCAGAAGGCCGCCCCAAUAGUGAUCAGCAUCACAACCCCGAACCAGAAUGUUGUGGCGCUGGUGAUCGGAUGGUUGAAGAUGGAGCGGUGGACGACAGCCGUGGCGAUCAAGCACCCGAAGGCUGCCACCAUAGUGAUCACAAUGCGCAACCAGGAUGUUGUGGCGCUGGUUAUCGGAUGGUUGAAGAUGGUGCGGUGGACGACAGCCGUCACGGUGGCGAUCAAGCACCCGAAGCCCCCCCCGAUCAUUAUCAGCAUCACAAUCCCGGAGCAGAAUGUUGUGGCACUGGCGGUGAGAUGGUUGGAAAUGGUGCUUUGGACGACGGCCCUGGCGGCGGCCGCUCCAAUGGUGAUCAGCAUGAACCAGAACGUUGUGGCACUGGCGUUCAGAUGGCCGGAAAUGGCGCUUUGGGCUGCAGCGCUGACGACCGCAGCGAGGGCACAUCUGGAGAUCUAAGUGAUCUAUCUGACCUAUCUUCCGACGAAGAUGUCCUCCCCCAAGUUGCAGACAAGUCAAAGAACAACGAAGGCAAGAGCUUGGGCCGCAAAACUCCCACAAAAAGCGAAAGGAAAACUACUGCCAUAACGGGGAUCGGGUCAGUCUCUGAAUCAGACAAGGGAAAGAAAAAUGCUGGCAAGAGCUUGGGCCGCCCUGGCCGCAAAACUCGCACAAAAAGCGAAAGGAAAAUUACUACCAUAACGGGGAUCGGGUCAGUCUCUGAAUGGCCUAUCGAUGAAGCUGAAAUGGAGCGCCUAGCGGCAAAAUCAGACCUGGGUCACUUUGACGCAGUGUGGAAUUCUGUUUUGCAGCAGUAUACCUCAAAACCGGACGAUUCAAUCUUUUGGAUAUCGACACAUGACGACUUCAAAAAAAUGAGUCAUAGUCAAAAACAGGACUUAAUGCGCAGAAAAAAGGUUCUCGUCAUUACUGGUCUGCCAACGGAUGGUCUUGCUUUUGAUGAAGACGGCAUGAGUGAAAUUGGUGGGAUUGAUGUGCCCGUUGACGUGCAGGAUCAAUCGAUCCCAGCCAAGAACGGCGAUUAUAACGUCAGAUUAAAAUUUGGAACUCUCAGGCAUCUGUUAGCAAGCGCAAGUUCGCGCGACGGUCGCACUUUGAAUGCCCUCAAUUUUCCCCUCGCCGUUGCUGAUGCGAAACCUGAUGGCAUUGCCAGUGACCUCGCAGCCUGGAUCGCAACUGAAAACACUGCUUGGUGCAACGCUUCCUCCUCCCAUUUCCCCAGUCGCGACGUCCGCUGGGGAUUGGCCGGCAACACAAAUGCUAUCCACUAUUGGCAUAUAGAUUCAGAUGGCUUUGGUACCUUUGUCGAACCUUUGGUUGGGGAGAAGUUGUGGCUGGUGGCACGCCCUUUGGGUGAUCCAGAUGCCUUUUCCAGAACGGAUAUCUUUUCAGUCGAACACUAUAAUAUGGAGGGCCCGAACGCCCAUAUAUUUGCUGUGGAAGCCAUGCUCCUGGUUCCUGGUACGCGGCUGUAUAUGCCACCUAAUACUCCUCAUUGGGUUCUGACAGUGUCCCAUGCGAUCUGCCACGGGGGACACUUCUAUUCUAGCGGUUCCAUCAGGGAAACGGCUGUCGCACUAUAUCGUGCAUUUACUUCGGGGGGGCAUCUGACAAAUACUACUCACGCUGCUUCACGCGUUCUUCUCCGACGGCUGGGGUUCUUUUGGCACUCAAAUAUUGUUCUUGGCGAAAAUAGAGGCUCGGCCCGUUUUGCUGCCCAUGUUCCGGAUGUUACGAUGUGGGAAGGUGUUUUGGAUCUCUUGUCGUUUUGCGCUCUCAUGGAGUUGCUUAAUGUUGUCGAUCAAUCGACCUAUGAGGUUGCGUCGUCCACAGGCAAUUCCGACUCUUCCCGCCCAGCUGAUCCAGGAAUGUCGCCCCUCCACCGUUUGGAGUGCAUUGCUGCACGGAAGAUCAGCCGAGAAAUGUUGCUACAUGUCUUUACCAAAUAUGAACUUCUGGAUUCCAGCGGUAGAUCAAUCGACAGUGUGCGCGAUCUCUGGUGGAAGUAUCUGGGUCGGCAACUGAGGUGUCUGGUGGAUCUCAAGCUCAUGUCUCUGAGGGAAAGUAUUGGUGGAGCAAAGGAUUGUACGAAGGAAAAGUUUGAGAGGGAAAUCGCCCUUUUCUACAAGGGGUUUCCCCGAGAAUUCCGCGAGCAGAUGGCCAUGGCCAACGAGGCGGACAGUUUUUCAUGGCCAAAAACAAUCAGCUAUCAAGUCAGGGCUCUCAGCCAUCCGAAGACUGAUGCUGUGAAGAAUUCACCGUUCAAGCUCGAACCGGGUGAUUGGCAAUCAGAGGCAGAUGGAAUGGAAGUCACUGGUGACAUGGACGAAGACUUUGAGCCAGCUAGUGAUGACCUACUUCCCGUGAAAAGAUCAGGUUUUGAAGAGUUUCCCACGGUGCACAUCAACCGUCCUCAUUAUAAUGGUGAAUGA